CCCACCCCUCUCCCCUCCCUCCAAUUUCUCCUUCCUCCCGUUCCCCGGUCCCUCGGCCGGGCGAGGCGAGGCAGGAGCGGCUGCUCCCGGCGCCCAACCCGGCACCUUCGGGGAUGCGGCAGCGGCCCCCGCGCCCCGGAGCUCUGCCCCUGGGAUUGCUGCCCGGCUGAGGGGGCUCCGCGGGGUACCAUGAGCGGCGGCAGGUUUGAUUUCGAUGAUGGAGGCGCCUAUUGCGGGGGCUGGGAAGGGGGCAAAGCCCACGGGCACGGCAUCUGCACCGGCCCCAAGGGCCAGGGCGAGUACUCGGGCUCCUGGAACUACGGCUUCGAAGUGGUGGGCAUAUACACGUGGCCCAGCGGCAACACCUAUGAAGGCUACUGGUCCCAAGGCAAGAGGCAUGGCCUCGGAAUCGAGACCAAAGGACGGUGGGUUUACAGAGGCGAGUGGACCCAUGGCUUUAAGGGACGGUACGGUGCGAGGCAGAGCAUGAGCAGCGGAGCUAAGUAUGAAGGUACCUGGAAUAACGGCCUGCAGGAUGGCUACGGCACCGAGACGUACGCUGACGGAGGCACGUACCAGGGCCAGUUCACCAACGGCAUGCGGCACGGCUACGGCGUGCGGCAGAGCGUGCCCUACGGCAUGGCCUCCGUGGUGCGCUCACCACUGCGCACCUCCCUGUCCUCCCUGCGGAGCGAGCACAGCAACGGCACCCUGCCCCAGCAGGACUCCCCCGCCGCCAACCCCGAGAGCCUGCCCCUCUCGCCCACCAUCACCCGUGGGGGAUUUGCCCUCAGCCUCUAUGCUGAGGCGGAGGCUGGCAAGCCCAAGAAGGGGGGGCUCUUCCGCAGGGGCUCCUUGCUGGGAAAGCUGAAGAAGUCUGAGUCCAAGUCAUCCCUGGCCAGUCAGAAGAGCCGAGUCAGCUUCCUCAAGAGCGAGAGCGGGAUCAGCUCAGCUGCCAGUGAUGCCACCUCCACUGUUAGCCUGGGUGAAGGUGCCGAGGGCGAGGAGUACCCCCCCUUCGAGUCUGAUAUUGAUGCCACCACCACGGAGACCUACAUGGGCGAGUGGAAGAACGACAAGCGUGCCGGCUUUGGCGUCAGCGAGCGCUCCAGCGGCCUGAAGUAUGAGGGCGAGUGGCUGGACAACCUGCGGCACGGCUACGGCUGCACCACGCUGCCUGAUGGCAAGAAGGAGGAGGGCAAGUAUCGCCACAAUGUCCUCGUCAAGGGCAUGAAGAAGCGUGUGAUACCUCUCAAGAGUGCCAAGAUCCGGCAGAAGGUGGACAGGAGCGUGGAGGGGGCUCAGAGGGCCGCGGCCAUUGCCCGACAGAAGUCGGAGAUUGCGGCAUCCAGGACAGCUCAUGCCAAAGCCAAAGCUGAAGGGUCUGAGCAGGCAGCUCAGGCAGCUAACAACGAAUCGGGUAUAGCCAGAAUGAUGGCCAGGGAGCUCUCCCCAGACUUCUACCAGCCAGGUAGGACCAGAGAUAUUCCCAGCUGUUCAGUGGUGGAUUUUGCUCAGCCGGCCUCCCAGCAUGAUGGAGAUCUUCAGUGUCAGGCUCUGGCUGACUUCCCCAGACGCCCUGCACCCUCGGAGGGUGAGGGCCGGCCGGCCUCGCGGGGCCGGGGGCGUCCUGCCGAGCAGAUGGAGAUCGGGCCGCUGCAAAGGAUGGCACGUGAGCCCGACGUCGAGCUCUUCAAGGGCUACCACAGCUAUGCCGUCCGGACCUCCCCGGUCUCCCCCGCCGUGGACUAUGAGGAGGAGCCGCUCCCCGAGCCAGAGCUGCCUUCCCCUGAGCCCCGGGGGGACCCCCAGCGCCGGGGUGGCACCUCCACCCCACCGCAGGAGCAGGAGGAGAAGGUGGCAGCCAGGGUGGAGGCUAAGCCGGAGCCGCCCCGGCCCAAGGAGCUGAAGCAGCGCCCCAGCCCCGAGCACAGGGCUGCGGGCCGGGCCGAGCCUGCUGCUGACAAGAAGACUGAGGCCAGGGCACCGGGGCGGACGGAGCCCAAGGUGGGGGCCAAGCGGGGCCCAGCCCCAGCGGCGGCAGUGGUGGCAGCACAGGAGGCGGAGGAGUGCGAAGAGGGACCUAACACAAUCGUGAUCUGCAUGGUCAUCUUAUUGAACAUUGGUCUGGCUAUCCUGUUUGUACAUUUUCUGACGUGAUGUGCCCCUCAGACAAGGCGUUGCUGCUGAUGGAGACCACGGACCUUGGCAGGGAUUAAAUCUCAGCCACCUGGAAACACCUAAGAGGAGGACUUGAGAUCCCAAGGUUGCACUGCCAACAUGAACCUUAAAUGAAAGUGCCUGAAGAUCAGUUCAGUCUCCCUGCUCCCAGGCUGCGUCUGGCCUCUGCAAUCUACCAAGGAAAAGCCAGGGUUUCUGCAAUUCAGCCUCCUUCUCUUUUUUGUAUAAAGUAGCAGUUGCCUUAAAUUGUUCUCACCAAAGCCAUCAACUGUCCUGUCAUACCAGGGAUGAGGGAUUUAUCUGUAGCUGUAGGAGAACGAGUGAGAAGGUCUCAUGUGUGCACACUGAUGUGUCUUGUAACUCCCUUGGUUGACUCGGUGCCAGAGAUUUCCCAAAGAAUAUCAUCCAUGAUGUGGAGAUGAAGCAAUACACAACCAACCAAAAUGACUCAUGAGAGCCGUGCCACGGCUAGGGCUGGACAGCAUUGCUCUCCAUGCUUGGAAGUCAUCCAAAGGGACGAACAAAGAGUCUUUUCUUUCCCUGUCGCCUGGAGUCGUCUUCCAUGUAUGGAGGACUGAGAGGGGGAGAAAGUUGAAAUUGGGCUUGUUGAAGUGUAACCGGAGUCCUGCCCAUGCCUGCCGACACGCCACGGAGGGCGGCCACGGGGUGGGGUGCGAGGGACUGGCUGAUCUGAGGCUGUUCGUGCAUGUGGGAGUGCUGCGGGUGGACAUGGUGUCCAUUUUGGCACCAGGCACCGUCCAAGUGCUCUCCUGCCACCAAGCAAUGCUCUACCCAGAAGUAUCUUGCAGUGGGAGACUUCCUGCUGUAACAGGAAAGGAAAUAGGUGUGCUGAAUUUGUCCCUUUACCCUUUUUUUCUAUGGAAAUGUUGCAAGUUACUAUGGAAAGGAGGUACUUACAGAAAAAUACCUCCAUAUGCCCACAGGUGCCCUGGGCUGCAAGGGGACUCCUGUGCUCUUUCAUUGCAACAGUAAACAGACUUUCCGGCCAGAAGAUGCAGGGUGGCUGUCGUGAGAGAGGUUAUGUUAUUGAAAAAAGGUGCAAAGACCUGUGUGACUCCAGUGUAUUUGGGUGUUAGGCUCAAAAAUGCGCAGCAGCCAGACUUUCAGCAGUGGUAGAGUACAAAGGGGCAGUUCUAGCUGUUGUUCUUGUGUGCAAGGCCUAGAGGCCUGGGCAGUUUGCACCGAUUCUUCCCAAAGCUGCAACAGAGAGUGACCUUUGGAAGGAGAUGUUUCCACCAUGAUCUGCUCUGAUCCUUAGCAGUGCAAGCUUAGAAAGUUGACACAGAUGAAGUUACAGUUUAGUGUGAGGCUGAGUGCUUGGACAUGUUUCUUCCUUCUUUUAAGAGCAAUAUGUAUUUUGUAUCCCUUUUCAAGAUAAUCAGAAAUGUUAUUUAUAGUCGGUUGUGCACCUCUGUGUAUCCUGAAGUCCCACAGCACAGGACUGGGUGGGAAAACCUGAGGGACUGGAAAGAGUGGGGAAAUGAUGGUUAAGGAAAAAAGCAGACGCCCAGUCUGCUCCAAAGGUCAAUCUGAAGGGAUUUCAGAGGCAAGAUGGCAGACAGGCAGGGGUUUACACUGACUGGAGACACAGGGCAAAACCUGUCUAAUUUAUCUGCUCUAAUUAUGGUAUAAGAGAGUGAGAUUAAUUCAGUACUUUUCUUUGCGAACCAAGUUUAUUUUUUAACAUUAUUCAGCUCAGGAAUGUUGCCACAGUAGCAAAUAUGUGGUGUUAACUGUGGGAGAAGUCAAUGUGAUCCCUUUCUAAAAGCCAUGUGGCUGUACCAAUCCUGAGAAAGAUGUGCAGCAUCAUCUACACUUCCACAGAGCAUAGUUCAGUAGCAAUUUGUUUCUUUUCUUUUUCCUUUUCUUAAGUAUAAAUGUAUUGCAAACCCCAGGCUCUGCUGCCUUUGACGUUUUAUCUCCGUUUGCUGGCAUUCGCUUGCCAGCUCUGCAAUUUCAGUAUGCCAACUGCUUUUAUUAACCACCAAGACAAUUUCCGUUGAGAGACCUGAGGGGCUUUUAUUUAUCACUAAGCACAAAAAUGGAUCUUUUUCGACAGUGAUAAUGUAAUUCCCUGCCCACUCCCCCCCAAUUUUUUAUGCAUGUGAUAUGCACUCAGUAAUGUGCUUUCCUCCUAGUAUCCUUCUAAGAAAAGUAGGUAGAUUUGCUUUUAUGUGACAUAUAAAUAUAUCCAUAUUGUGCUGAGAUAUGGAUAUAUAUACAUAUAUAUAGCCCCUUAGGGAUUUCGUUUUCUUAGAUGCAAAAUAACAGAUUUACCUCAAACUGCAUGCUUUCAAAACUGACUAGAAUAUUGUGUUAUACUUUUCAGGUCUUACAAAGAUGCAGAUACAUUUCACUCUUCACACAAAAAUACCUUCAUCACAGAUUUUGCAAGCUGUUUACUAUAAUCUGUGUACUACUGUCUGGAGUUUUCUGUCAGUUGUUCUGCUGGAUUACGUGCAAUAAUAAACAGUUAUCUGCUCACUGUA
This is a messenger RNA of Athene cunicularia (burrowing owl), 4691 nucleotides long. It is a transcript of the gene JPH2, whose product is annotated as junctophilin 2. NCBI's taxonomy places the organism in Eukaryota, Metazoa, Chordata, Aves, Strigiformes, Strigidae. The transcript has 6 exons. The record is from RefSeq and is a predicted model, not a curated record. Gene Ontology annotation, cellular component: endoplasmic reticulum membrane; junctional membrane complex; sarcoplasmic reticulum. The coding region runs from base 190 to 2160 and encodes 656 amino acids.